Desarmillaria tabescens is the source of this 612-nucleotide messenger RNA. RefSeq lists its product as uncharacterized. The annotation marks the transcript as partial. The record is from RefSeq and is a predicted model, not a curated record. The transcript is spliced from 2 exons. NCBI's taxonomy places the organism in Eukaryota, Fungi, Basidiomycota, Agaricomycetes, Agaricales, Physalacriaceae.
AACUACGAAGACAGGUUCCCUGAAGAUCCCAUGUAUGAAGAGACGGUGCCCAAUGCCCGAGUAUGGAGAACAUGCCAGGAGGAAAGCGCGGUCCACGAUGCGAACAUGGUUGAAGAGUUUCGGGAUAAUGUCGACGUUCUCCUAGUAUUUGCGGGUCUUUUCUCGGCGGUCGUCACGACCUUUGUCGUCCAGACGUCCCAGAGCCUGCAAGCUGAUUAUGCUAAGGCCUCGGCGUCUAUCCUAUUCGAAUUGCUUCUCGUUCAACGUGCGAUCGCCAACGGCUCUUCCGUUGACACAAUCCCGGUUUCUUCCCUCAAUCCUCAGACCACACUUGUACCUUCAGCUACAGAUGUCUGGGUGAACGGAUUGUGGAUCACCAGCCUAUUUCUCAGCUUGACGACAGCAUUGGUAGCCGUUCUCGUGAAACAGUGGCUGCAUCAUUACAUUGUCCUUCCCUCUGGAACUCCGCGUGACCGGUGCUUUGUUCGACAGUACCGGUAUAUGGGAUUCCAGAAGUGGCAUGUCGGGGUCAUCGUUGGCCUGCUUCCCGUUCUCAUGCACCUGGCUCUAGCGCUGUUCUUCAUUGGAUUAUCACUGUUCCUCCAUCCCCUU